Messenger RNA from Cyanidioschyzon merolae strain 10D, 627 nucleotides. RefSeq lists its product as hypothetical. The coding region runs from base 1 to 627 and encodes 208 amino acids. The transcript has a single exon. The record is from RefSeq and is a predicted model, not a curated record. NCBI's taxonomy places the organism in Eukaryota, Rhodophyta, Bangiophyceae, Cyanidiales, Cyanidiaceae.
AUGGAUCGGCCGCUCGUGGGUCUGAGGGUGCGCCUUGUGCUGGACGAAUGUGUGCCGGACGCGCCUACGGAGCCGUCGGUACCUGCUGGCAUUGAGGGUAUUGUUUUCGCGUAUGAUGAGCGUCGGAACCUUUUGGUGGUUUGUACGCCUUCGUCAUCGGGUGCAGAUCUGUACGAUGUGCACGUUCUACGGGCUUCGCACGUGGCAGAAGUGCAGGUUCUGAGCGAGGGCAUCGAAGCGAGUCAGCGGCAGUCGCGCUGGCGGAGUGGACGCGAGCGAGCGCUAUUCUCUGGCGGUUCCCUUCCUGCACUCAGUAUCGAGGCACUCCGGCAGCGCGAGAGUCGGAGUUUAGCCCGGGCGCGUGAGCGGUCUUCGAAGCUCGGGCGGGGCGUGAGUGUGCUCGGCCAACUGGUCUUCGACGCCCUCGACAGGACGCUGCCGUGUCGCUGGGACGAGCCGAACAUAAUCGUGCUUGACUCUGUCUAUGUGCCGCCGCCGUAUACAGCGGAGGGAGUUCGCUCGCUGGACGACGACGAGGCUGCGGCGCAGCGGGUACGACUCGUGCUCGAGCGCGAGCUUCCACGACUCGUAGCGGGCUCAGCAGCUCUGGACCCACAGGACGGGUAA